Messenger RNA from Falco peregrinus (peregrine falcon), 1717 nucleotides. It is a transcript of the gene TSPAN33, whose product is annotated as tetraspanin 33. The coding region runs from base 83 to 940 and encodes 285 amino acids. NCBI's taxonomy places the organism in Eukaryota, Metazoa, Chordata, Aves, Falconiformes, Falconidae. The record is from RefSeq and is a predicted model, not a curated record. Gene Ontology annotation, cellular component: membrane. The transcript has 8 exons.
GCGGGACGCUGCCCGGCUCAGCUGCGCUGGCGGCUGCAAGUGGGGUCUGUCGCCCCAGUGAGCAGCUCGGCCCGGCCCGGUCAUGGCGAGGCGGGCGGUGGGCGGCCCCGGGCCCUACGGGGACGAUUUCACCUUCGUGAGCCCUCUGGUGAAGUACGUGCUCUUCUUCUUUAACAUGCUCUUCUGGAUGAUCUCGAUGGCGAUGGUGGCAGUGGGGGUCUACGCCCGGCUGCUGAAGCAUGCAGGUGAGGCAGCGAUGGCCUGCCUGGCAGUGGAUCCUGCCAUCCUGCUCAUCGUGGUCGGAGUCCUCAUCUUCCUCAUUACCUUCUGUGGCUGCAUUGGCUCCUUGCGGGAGAACAUCUGCCUGCUGCAGACGUUCUCUGUCUGCCUGACCAUCAUCUUCCUCCUGCAACUGGCAGUUGGUGUGCUGGGCUUCAUCUUCUCUGAUAAGGCACGUGGGAAGGUCAGUGAGAUCAUCAAUGGUGCCAUCGUGCAUUACCGGGAUGACCUGGACCUGCAAAACCUCAUCGACUUCGGGCAGAAGGAGUUCAGCUGCUGCGGUGGUGUCUCCUACAAGGACUGGUCCCAGAACAUGUACUUCAACUGCACUGCCACCAACCCUAGCCGGGAGCGCUGCUCUGUCCCUUUCUCCUGCUGCCUGCGGGACACCAGCGAGGUUGUCAUCAACACCAUGUGUGGGCAGGGCAUGCAGGCCAUGAGCUACCUGGAAGCCAGCACCUUCAUCUACACCAAUGGUUGUAUCGACAAGCUGGUCAACUGGAUCCACAGCAACCUCUUCCUGCUGGGGGGCAUCGCCCUGGGGCUGGCUGUCCCCCAGCUGGUGGGCAUCCUGCUGGCUCAGAUCCUCAUCAACCAGAUCAGAGACCAGAUCAAGCUGCAGUUCUACAACCAGCAGCACCGGGCAGACCCCUGGUACUGAGCCCUGGUACCCAUCCCUGCGGUGUGGUGCUGGCUUGUGGAGUCGGCACCUCAAGAAUGAUUUUCCAAACCCCGGAUCUGUAAGAAGAGCCAAAGGGGCUUUACUGGAGCAGAGGGAGGUUGGAGCAGGCUGUGGAUACCUGGAUUCAAGCGCGGUGGCUGCUGUGACACUGGGGACUCUGUGCUGUCAGCAGCUGGUGCCGGGCUAGGCUGGGAUGUGCUGUGCUUCUGUGCCCGGUGAACUGCUGUCCAUCUGUCUGUCUGUCUGUCUGUCCUUCCUGGGGGACUGAGAGCUGGUGUGCAGGCCAUGUGUGAAGCAGGUUUGCACUUGGCCGUGCUUCCCGCCUCCUCUUGUGCUGGAGGUGGGAGUUUGUCUGUCUGUCUGUCUGUCUGUGCACUGAGCUGCCUUUGCCCGGGACUUGAGAACUGGGGACAUUGCCUGCAUCGCUAGGUGCCACAAACCCUCUCAGCUCUGUCCUGGUGCAACCUGGGGAGGACAUCCAAGGGCCUCCUUGCUCGCUGGCCCAGAGCAGGAGCUGUUGCCGGUGAGUGCCUGGAAGAAGGAACAGGAUGCUCUGCCCAGGGCUUACCCAUGGGUGCUUUGUUAGCCAAGGGCAGGGGGCUUGUCCCUGCUCCAGGGGGCUCAAACCCCUCCACAGGGUGCUGAGCCCUGCGCUGAGGAGGGGACAGGCACAGCCCUGUGUCCCCUCUUGAGGGGUCAGUGCUGGGCCGUGAUGCUUCCCUUUGCUUUCACAGAGAAUAAAGAGAUGAGGCCAGA